Messenger RNA from Poecilia latipinna (sailfin molly), 3205 nucleotides. It is a transcript of the gene ltb4r2a, whose product is annotated as leukotriene B4 receptor 2a. Bases 138 to 1244 code for a protein of 368 amino acids. Gene Ontology annotation, cellular component: plasma membrane. The record is from RefSeq and is a predicted model, not a curated record. Gene Ontology annotation, biological process: complement receptor mediated signaling pathway; positive regulation of cytosolic calcium ion concentration; phospholipase C-activating G protein-coupled receptor signaling pathway. NCBI's taxonomy places the organism in Eukaryota, Metazoa, Chordata, Actinopteri, Cyprinodontiformes, Poeciliidae. Gene Ontology annotation, molecular function: leukotriene receptor activity; complement receptor activity. The transcript is spliced from 5 exons.
GAGCAAACCUAUGGCGUGAGACACGGGGAGAAAAGAAGGGAGAGGACGUAGGUGGGUUGGAAAGCGUGGGCAAAGGGAAAGGUAUAAAGGAGAGGUGUCCCACCUGAAAGGGAACCAGUCGUGCUUCACCUGUACUCAUGGCGCCCUCUCUCUCGGGAACACAGAUGCCCCCCAAUAGCAGCAGCUGUAUGAUCAAUGACAGCAUUGUAAGUACUCCAGCUGCCACAGUGACGGGCACGCUCAUCCUCUCCGCCGUGUUUCUGUUGGGAUUCCCCGGAAACCUCUUCGUCAUCUGGAGCAUCCUGGCGCGGGCCCGAAAGCAAUCCGUCACGACCCUUCUCAUCCUCAACCUAGCCAUUGCGGACGGCUCCCUGAUGGCUCUGACCCCGUUCUUCAUCGCCUACCUGGCUAUGAUGGACUGGAAAAUGGGGACUGUGAUGUGCAAGGUUCUGUUCUACCUCUGCUUGGCCAACAUGUACGCCUCCAUCCAGCUGAUCAUGCUGAUGAGCAUUUACAGGUUGGUGUCGGUGGUGUGGCCCCAGCGCAUCAGCGUGAUCACCGGCAAGAGGACGAUCAUGCGAGUGCUGGGGGUCAUGUGGUUGCUCGUCAUGGUCGCCUCGAUUCCUGCGCUGAUCUAUCGAGAUGCGAGGCUUAAUAAAGAGAGGAAUAGAACGGUUUGUGAUUCAUUCCACGACAAAGACCCAGAUGUGGUUCUGCAGUACAUGCUGGAGAUUGUGUUGGGCUUCGUGGUACCUUACGGAGUCAUUUUAGUCAGUUACAUUUGCAUCCUGCGCCGGAUUCGGCAGACCAGAUUCCGCCGCCGGAUCCGCAGCGAAAAGCUCAUUCUGGCCAUCGUGGUGACCUUCUGCCUGUUUUGGUUACCCUACCACAUCAUCAACAUGGUGCAAGUUGCAUCGGCUUUGCUUCCAGAAUGUUCACCAAAAAGAUUGUUGUUGGAGAAAAUAUGGAAGAAAUUCCGCGCCGUUACCUCCACCAUCGCCUUCAUCAGCAGCUGUGCCAACCCGGUGCUCUACUUCUUCGCAGGAAAGUCUUACAUCAGACGGGAGGGUCUGGCGUUCAUGGCUCGCUUGUUUGAGGGCACGGGCUUGGACUCCACCAGGAAGAGCCAAAUGAACAGCCAGAACAGCCGGGACAAGGACAAAGACGCGGAAGUCGUGCUGCAAGACAAAGACUCGUCCACAAACUCAAACUCUAUCAUCAAAUCAGCAAAAACGGGAAAAUAGAAGUGAACAUCCUCUCUGUUGUGUAAAUCUUUCUUCCGUCCAAUCGUAAAAAAAAAAAAAAAGGUUUUACAAAGACUUGAGACUCGACACCACCAAGUAAGACUCAGCAGAUCGCCGAAGAGGUACUCUUGGAUACAUUUGCAGACAAAAGCCUGUUAAAAUGGUGAUGCUACAUGUAUAUAGAAAUAAUUGAAAACAGGCUUAACACCCAUAUGGAAUAUCAGACAAAAUGAGGAUCACAGCCAGGGAUGCUUAGACUUCUCAGAGGUCUAGUUCAAGUCCUCUAACUUUGUACAUUCUGAAUAGUAGUUAAGUUUCCACAUGCUUUUAAAUGGAUUACCUGCUAUUAAUUUGCUUGCUGAUGUCUUUUCCCUGGGACACUGUCUUUUAUUAUCUUUGCAUAAUAGCAUUUUUAAGGCGUCAUUGAACUACAUGUGAAUUUUUACAGCACAACAAAUAAUUCCACUUUUGUAUGAAACAAAAACUAUUGUGUGCUUUAUCAUAUCGAAACAUUGAAAGAGAGUACUGGUUUCACUUUAGAGUCCUUCUCGCGUUUGCACUAUAUUGCUGUUCCAGUCAUGAUUUUGCAUUUCUCUCUCCAGGACUAAAAUGUCUAGUUUCACAAUACAUGCCACUAGAUGUCACAGUUUUCCACCUGCUGAACCUUUCUUUCUUUCUUUCUUUUUUUUUUUUUUUUACAAAUAAUUGUUUUCUGGCAAUUUGAGAGAGCACAAAAGAGCAAUCAGUCUUGCAUGGCAAAAACUAAAACACAAGACUAAAUUGUCUUUUCGCCUACUACGUUCAAGAAUGGUAAGUUAUUUUUUUUCUUCAUAUACCACAUCCAAAGUAGAGUUUUAUAGAAGUUAAAUGUGUUUUUUACUUUCAAAAGCUUGUCAGAAGACGUGAUUUUGAAUUUAUGUCUGUAUGGCACAGAGGUAUACAUCUCGUAAGUGGACAAAGCAACAUUCUUACUAUUAUGCAUCCUCAUCAUUUUUUUUCAAUGACUUCUGCACUAUUUUACAGAAUAUACUACUCACAAAUAGAUAUGUUGAAUUUUGUACAGUUUUUUUCCCCCGUCAUCAUCAAAACUAAACGACACACAUAAAACACCAAACACAGAAUGUAUGAGUUGUCUGUAAUAAUGAGCAAUGUAUAUCUCAAAAUCCUCCAAAUUUGAACGUCAGAAAUCUAUUUUCAACAUCUCUGGCAAAUUUUUACUGUAAAUAUCUAAGUAAAGCAAAAGCUACUUUUAUUUCUAGUGAACCUUGAGAAAUUUAGAGAUAUUUUGGGAGCAGAUAUAUUGACCCCAAAUAGAUAAAAGAUUAAAUAACCAUUCAGACUUUAACCUUUUGUGUCGGUCAUAUGGCUUCUGUUCUCCAAAAAUGCUUAACACUAGACAUUGAAAAAUAAGACCACAGAAGUGAUCUGUCAUGGCUAAUGUGGCGUUAGCAGCACUUCCUGUGAAUCCACGUAUUGGCCGUCUGGAGAAACUGUGAUUUCUACCAUGGAUGCUCAGUCUAUUUUGCCGUAACUUCAUAACUCAUUGUACCGGUUCCUCGUUCCUGCUAACAAACUGCAAAAUCUUUUGGACGUCCAUCAAUUGCUUCCAUUCAAUAAUCUGUUGUUUUAUAACAUCGUCACUUGCGUAUAGAAUGUCAGACAAUAUAAACUACAUGUCUGAAUGAAGAGUCGUUCUCUAUAAAACGAGUAGUCCUUUUAUUUUUCUAGGCAUUGCAAACAAACGUGGCAUUAAUGAAUAUCUGUGAAUUUAAUUGAUUUCUUUAUCAUUUUUUUCUAGAAAAUGUCUUUCAAAUUGUCACAGCUUUCACUGUUUUUUAGCUAUGAACUACAGCUUUAGCCAAAGUGUGUUUGUUGUACAUAAGAUUGUACUUUGCUUUUGCACAAUUUUGUGAACAAAUUAAAAUAGAAAAAAAAAAUACAUGCAAUAAAAAUGUGAAGCA